Molecule: messenger RNA, 231 nt
Organism: Peronospora belbahrii
Lineage: Eukaryota; Oomycota; Peronosporomycetes; Peronosporales; Peronosporaceae
Source: the annotation of a GenBank genome assembly
AUGGGAAAGAAGAUGACGAAGAAGAAGAUACAAAACCUUCUCCAUCUUUCGACCAUUGUGGACGAUAAGCUGAUCCUUCUGAAUCAGUUCGUCCUCGUCCUUUCAUUGCAAACAUUUCUUUGUUACAAAGUCAUCGUCAUUAUUAUUCAUGCUGCUACUGUUGUUGCUGCUGGGGGGAGGAGGAGAUUCAAGGGCAGAUGUAUUAAGUACGAAAUCUUUCGUGUCGUGUAG